This is a messenger RNA of Chelonoidis abingdonii (Abingdon island giant tortoise), 3275 nucleotides long. Its product is annotated as G-protein coupled receptor 35-like. Gene Ontology annotation, biological process: phospholipase C-activating G protein-coupled receptor signaling pathway; chemokine-mediated signaling pathway; positive regulation of Rho protein signal transduction. Lineage: Eukaryota; Metazoa; Chordata; Testudines; Testudinidae. Gene Ontology annotation, cellular component: plasma membrane. Gene Ontology annotation, molecular function: chemokine receptor activity. The record is from RefSeq and is a predicted model, not a curated record.
GAAGCAGUCCAGGGAAGGAGACGUGAGGGCAGAAGAGGGGAAGAAGCUGAGAACUGCUGGGUUGAGGGUCCUUGAACUGGACCCCGGAGUAGAGGGUGGGCUUGGGUUCCCCUACCAGCUACUGGAGGAGUGGCACCUGAGCCAGUGAAUGGGAAGCCUGCCUAGGACUGCUGAAGGAAAGCCUUUGAUAUACCCUGGAAGGGGGGGACACUGAGUGACCUGGCUGGAAGCUCAUGAAGAGGGUGUAGCGGUUCCUGGAAUGAAAGAGGGGCUGCAGACCAGAGAGAGACGGAGUGGCAGCAUGCAACAGUGGGAAUGAGCGUCGAUCUGAUGAGCUAAUCCCCAGAGCAGCCAGGAGGAGGCACCAGACUAGUGGUGAGUUGUGCGCCCCAUCACAGACACCCUUACUGACAACAGCCAGACCAGGGAUAAACAGGACAUUGCUUCCCCCGUGUGCAACCUCGUUCUGCUGCCCUUGCUUCUGGGUUUCUGAAGUGCCCAGCCAAUAAUAAUCCAGCUCAGGAAUGUUAGUUGGCAUUGAACUGCUAAAUAAAAGAUUUUGUUUUCCACUGCUAUCAGUGUAAGGCUUGCUGCUGCUGCAAAACGUUAUAGUUUUCCGUCCACAAAUUAGUAAACUUUCCUUUGAGUUGAUGACUGUGAAUAUUCAGUAUCAGUUCCUUGCUGUGGGAAAACCAUACUGCAGAGGGUUGAACUGAAAUAAUGGAUUCGGUAGGAGGCACCAGAAAAACAUCUGUCACUAAAAAGGAAGCUUCAUGAUGAAACAUACCAGUCGGUCUGGAGGAACAGGCGGAGGUUUGCACAUUGUGCCUUUUGUCUUCAGAAGUGGUGAUAAAAGGAUCUUUGGACUUGUGCCCUGAACAAUAAGCAGCAUCAAGUGGAACAGAAUCUGCGUCUAUUAAAAGUACUCCAUCGUAUUCAGAUAAGCUAAUCUGUGCUGAACCAAAGCUUUCCUUGUGGAGUUAGUUAAUUGUACAGUGAGCUACAAAGAAGCAGUAACUACUUAUCAGGAUGAACUGCAACACCACCAACAGCACAGUGCAAGAAAAUCUUAACCUUUUACAACUGAUUAUUUACAUCCCACUUGUCUUUUUUGGAGUUAUAUUUAAUAUCAUUGCCUUCUGGGUAUUCUGCUGCAAGCUGAAAAAAUGGACAGAAACCAGAGUGUACAUGAUCAACUUGGUCAUUGCAGACUGUUUUCUCGUCUUCACCUUGCCUUUCAUUGUGCAUUUUCACAGGACUGGACAUCCCAUAGAUAAACUGUGCUAUGUCAUACAGACUAUAUAUUUUACAAACAUGCCCGUAAGCAUCUAUAUCAUCAUCCUUAUAGCCGUCGACCGAUUCAUUGCUAUAAAGUACCCCCUGAAAGCAAAGAAUUUCAGGUCCCCAUUGAAGGCAGCUGUUAGCUGCGGACUUCUUUGGAUAAUAAUAAUCAUUUAUGCAUACUUCAACCCACGAUUUACUGAGAAAAGUGCAGAAACUUGCUUUCGGAAAAUUCCUGAUGACCCUGUAGAAACUAUUCUAUUGUCAAGUAUUUUGGGUUUUUUUAUACCACUAGUAAUACUGAGUUUUUGUUCUAUUCAAGUCAUCCGAUGUCUGAAGAUGAAGAACAACAUGAGUCCACCUGAGGAAACAUCAAUCCAGAAGGCUCUCUGGAUUGUUUCUAUGAACCUGAGUGUAUUUAUCAUAUGUUUUUUACCUUUUAACAUCGGGCUACUUGUUAGGUAUGCAAUGGACGCAACUGGAGCUGCCUGCUCUUUACGCCACAAUGCAAGCCUUUUUAUUCGUGUGGCUGCAUGGGUAGCAAAUUCUAACUGCUGCUUGGAUGCGCUUUGUUAUUACUUUGUAGCCAAGGAAUUUCAGGAAGCUUCCUCUCUGUUACCCCCUUUUAAAUCUCUGAAGUCUAGAUCAAAUCAAAGCCAAAUCACAACCACAAAUGCGCUAAGUGAUCACAAAGAAAUGUGUGAUACAAGGGUGGAUCCACGGCACAUAUAGAUUGUCAUAGCUCCAUUGACUUGCCAUAAAGUCUCUUAUUAUCGUGGGUAAUAGCCACAAAAACUUCGUCAAAGUGUACCUGAUUCUGAUCUCACUUAUACUCGUCUUACAGCAUUCUGACUCCAGCAUUCUAACUGAGAUUCCAAUCAGGAUCAAUGUCUCUCUUUGAUGCUAUGCAUAUGCGUAUUUUAUUACUGACAUGCUUUCGUUUGCAUAUACAGCAUUAACCAGCUAACUACAGGAGGCUCUCUCGCAUCAGUACAAGGGUCAAUUAGUUUCUUGUACUGCUGUGAACAUGUCUGUAAUAAAACCAAUGCAGUAUCAGAAUGUAAAUACUGAGAUGUGUAUCUUUCACAUUAUAUUGGGUUUGCAUAAUUUACAAUAUGCUAUUUUCCUUCCUGUUGCUCUCAGCCAAACAGUAUACAUUUGAAAAAUGAAGCUGCUAUCGGAAUUUAGCUGAUCUCAAUUAGCAGAAUUAUCACCAACACUAGCCAACUACUGGUGUAAGCCCCCCCUUCCUCCCUGGGUGACUCGGGAGCAGGCAACACUCACCUGUAUGCCUGAUGUUGUUGACAUUAAAGGAGAUCCUGAGUAGCCCAGUGGUGAUGUUGGAUAGGUGGGAAUCCUCUAUCCGCCUCUCUGCUGCAGUCCCUUUACGCCUAAAGAAAUUUAAAUUUGGCAGUGCCUCCACAUACUGGCCCCUGUACACACUCAAUGGCGUGCCUUGGGAACCUCCAGGAAUAAACCUAUUCUAAUAAUAAUGUGCCAUGUGCCUAAGUCAAAGCCCCUACAGGCUCUCAGCAGCACCUCCUGGCUUCCUAGCAGCAGCUCCUGGUAUGGACAGAGCUCCACACCACCAAUCUCACUCCUUUUCCCAAAAUGGAGUCCCGCGCCUCUCUCCCUGUACUCCUUGGAAGAGGAAGUGUCUCACUCUUUCCCCAAGGCAUCUUGGGAGUUGUGGUCUCUAAGGCUAAAUUGCAGCACACAGGAUCUUCCCAACUGGGACAAUCCCAACAAAGUUCAGAGGUCCGUCUAGUAAAGGGGCCUACGCUGGUGAUAUAAAAACAAGGCUCAAUUUCUGUGAAAGUUUUGUGUUAAUCUGGUGCAUUGUUACAAUUAUGGAGGUUUUUCUCCUGUUUGUAAUAAUAAUUAAAGGGUCUAAUAUUCUACGAAAUGAGGGAGAUGUACAAAGUAUUGUGUGUUGUGUGACAUGGAAAAUUAUAUGAAGUGAAAUAGCAAUAAAAUGUGAAGAAAUGAGCCUA